Molecule: messenger RNA, 2643 nt
Organism: Nerophis lumbriciformis (worm pipefish)
Lineage: Eukaryota; Metazoa; Chordata; Actinopteri; Syngnathiformes; Syngnathidae
Source: RefSeq, a predicted model, not a curated record
AUGGACAUGAACCAGCUGACCCAGAAGUCCCAGGACGCGCUGCAAGCUGCUCAGGCCAAUUCGCUUCGCUUGGGCCAUCAAGAGGUCGACACCGAGCACCUGCUACUGGCCUUGCUCGAAGACCCCACCGGCCUGGUGCCCCGACUGCUCGAGAAGAUCGACGUGCCCCUCGACACCUUGCGCGCCGCGGUGAACGACGAGCUCGGCAAACGACCGCGGGUCUCAGGCCCCGGCAGCGAGCCCGGCAAGAUGCUUGUUUCCCAGCGCCUGCAACGGCUCUUGCUGGCCGCCCAGAAGCAAGCCAAGGGCUUGAAAGACGAGUACGUGUCGGUCGAACACCUGCUGCUGGCGAUGCUCGGCGAAGGUUCGGGCAGCGUCACCAGCCGGCUACUGAGCCAGUACGGCGCGACCAGUGACCGUUUCCUCGGCGCCUUGCGCGAGGUCCGCGGCAACCAGCGGGUCACCAGCGCCAACCCGGAAGCGGUCUACGAAGCACUCGAGAAGUACGGCAUCGACUUGGUAGCCGAGGCUCGCACCGGCAAGCUCGACCCGAUCAUCGGCCGCGACGCGGAGAUCCGCCGGGUGAUCCGCAUUCUGUCGCGCAAGACCAAAAACAAUCCGGUGCUGAUCGGCGAGCCCGGCGUCGGUAAGACCGCUAUCGUCGAGGGGUUGGCGCAACGCAUCGUCCGCGGCGACGUCCCCGAGUGGUUGAAAGACCGCUCGGUGUUCUCGCUCGAUCUCGGCUCCUUGCUGGCCGGCGCCAAGUACCGCGGCGAGUUCGAGGAACGCCUCAAAGCCGUGCUGUCCGAGAUCAAGCAGUCCGAGGGCCGGGUGCUGCUGUUCAUCGACGAGGUCCACAACAUCGUCGGGGCGGGCAAAGCAGAAGGUUCCACCGACGCCGGCAAUCUGCUCAAGCCCAUGCUGGCUCGCGGCGAGCUGCACUGCAUCGGCGCUACGACGCUCGACGAGCACCGCAAGCACAUCGAGAAAGACGCCGCCUUGGAACGCCGCUUCCAGCCGGUGCUGGUCGAAGCGCCGUCGGUCGACGAUACGGUGUCGAUCCUGCGCGGCGUCCGCGAGCGUUUCGAGGUCCAUCACGGGGUCGGCAUUCAAGACAACGCCCUGGUCGCCGCCGCCACCUUGUCGAACCGCUACAUCACCGACCGAUUCUUGCCCGACAAGGCGAUCGAUCUGGUCGACGAAGCUUGCGCCAUGAUCCGCACCGAGAUCGACUCGCUGCCGGCCGAGCUCGACGAGGUCACUCGUAAGGUCAUGCGGCUCGAGAUCGAGGAAGCAGCGCUCAAGAAAGAAAAGGACAAAGCCUCGAAGGGCCGCCUGCAAACCCUGCGCAAGGAGCUCGCCGACUUCCGCGCCCAGUCCGACGCCAUGCGAGCCCGCUGGGAGGCCGAAAAGGGCGCCAUUGAGCGCACCCGAGCGUUGCGUGAGGAGAUCGAGAAGGUCCGCCAAGAAAUCGAGGUCGCCGAGCGCGACUACGAUCUCAACCGCGCCGCCGAGCUGCGUCACGGCCAGCUGCCGCAGCUCGAAGAGCAGCUGCAGGCCGAGGAGGCCAAGGUAGCGGCCGAGAAUGCUAGUGGCGACAGCCUGCUGCGAGAAGAAGUCACCGACAAUGAGAUCGCCGACAUCGUCUCAAAAUGGACCGGCAUCCCGGUCACCCGCCUGGUCGAGGGCGAGCGCGACAAGUUGCUCCGCCUCGACGAGAUCCUCCAUCGCCGGGUCAUCGGCCAGGACGAGGCCGUCCAGCUAGUCGCCGACGCGGUGAUCCGCGCCCGUUCCGGCAUCAAGGAUCCACGUCGGCCGAUCGGCUCGUUCAUCUUCCUCGGCCCCACCGGAGUGGGCAAGACCGAGCUCGCCAAGACCCUCGCCGAGGCGCUGUUCGACAGCGAAGACAACCUGGUGCGCAUCGACAUGUCCGAGUACAUGGAGAAGCACAGCGUGUCGCGCUUGAUCGGCGCGCCACCGGGCUAUGUCGGCUACGAAGAAGGCGGCCAGCUGACCGAAGCAGUGCGCCGCAAGCCCUACUCGGUGCUGCUCUUCGACGAGAUCGAGAAAGCCCACCACGACGUCUGGAGCGUGCUCUUGCAAAUUCUCGACGAUGGCCGGGUCACCGACUCCCAGGGCCGCACGGUGGACUUCAAGAACACGGUCAUCAUCAUGACCUCGAACAUCGGCUCGCCUCACCUGCUCGAAGGUGUAACAACCGAAGGCGAAAUCACCGAGUCGGCCCGCAAGGCCGUCACCGACGAGCUCCGCGCCAGCUUCCGACCCGAGUUCCUCAACCGGAUCGACGACAUCGUCUUGUUCACUCCGCUACAGCUCGCCGAGCUGCAGCAGAUCGUCGAGUUGCUGAUCCGCAACUUGCGCGACCGGCUAGCCGACCGCCGCAUCGGCCUCGAGCUCACCACGGCGGCCCGCGAGUACAUCGCCCGCGAAGGCUACGACCCGGUCUACGGCGCCCGGCCGCUCAAACGCUUCCUCCAACGCCAGCUCGAAACCAAGAUCGGCCGCGCCCUGAUCGCCGGCGAAGUCGAAGAAGGCGGCACCAUCGAAGUCGACCUCCAAGACGGCCAGCUGGCGGUCACCGUGCGCGAGACCGCAGCCGAGCCGGCCACAGUCGGCGCCUGA